Aedes albopictus (Asian tiger mosquito) is the source of this 679-nucleotide messenger RNA. Its product is annotated as cytochrome P450 4C1-like. Bases 46 to 600 code for a protein of 184 amino acids. NCBI's taxonomy places the organism in Eukaryota, Metazoa, Arthropoda, Insecta, Diptera, Culicidae. Gene Ontology annotation, molecular function: heme binding; monooxygenase activity; iron ion binding. The transcript is spliced from 2 exons. The record is from RefSeq and is a predicted model, not a curated record.
CGCCUUCCUCCCCUUCCACAGGGCCACGACACGACGACGGCCGGCAUGAGCUGGGCUCUGUUCCUUCUUGGGUUGCAUCCGGACGUGCAGGACCGAGUGCAUCAGGAAAUUGAUUCGAUUUUCGCUGGCUCCGACCGGCCGGCCACGAUGAAGGAUCUCGGCGAGAUGAAACUGCUGGAACGGUGCCUGAAGGAAACGCUCCGGCUCUAUCCAUCCGUGUCGUUCUUCGGUCGCAAACUAAGCGAGGACGUCACCCUGGGCCAGUACUUCAUCCCGGCCGGAACGCUGAUGGGCAUCCAUGCGUAUCACGUGCAUCGCGACGAAAGAUUUUAUCCCGACCCGGAGAAAUUCGACCCGGAUCGUUUCCUACCGGAGAACACGGAACAUCGUCACCCAUUUGCAUAUAUCCCAUUCAGUGCUGGACCACGUAACUGUAUUGGACAGAAGUUUGCCAUUCUGGAGGAAAAAAGCAUCGUGUCGUCUAUUCUUCGGAAAUUCCGCGUGCGUUCGGCCAACACACGCGAUGAGCAGAAGAUUUGCCAGGAAUUGAUUACUCGCCCGAACAAAGGUAUCAGGCUGUAUUUGGAAAGGCGAGGCUGAAGAUUUUGUUGAUAUGAAUUGAUAUUACAUUGCAGUUGGUUUUAGGAAUAAAUAAAGGUGCAACGAUUGUUGACUUAUA